Molecule: messenger RNA, 1139 nt
Organism: Verruconis gallopava
Lineage: Eukaryota; Fungi; Ascomycota; Dothideomycetes; Venturiales; Sympoventuriaceae
Exons: 1
Coding region: 90-1025 (311 amino acids)
Source: RefSeq, a predicted model, not a curated record
CACGUUACAACGCCUCGCCCGCCUCGUACCGUAGAUAGUUAUCUUGGGUAGAGGGGUUCGGUUCUCCUUUCGAUAACAAUGUAUUCUCAAUGCCUUCAUUACUUUCUCUUCCUCUGACGUUCGCCCUUCCGCCCAUUCUUCUGUUGCUUUCCAUACCUCUUGCUCUUUUCGCCGCAUUCACAACGCUCGCUGCCUUUGUGACCUUAGCCAUCAGGUUAGGUAUUGUAUACGUUGAGCUAGGGGGUGCACUGCUGCGAUCCUACCUCUUCGCCUCCACCUCUAAAGUAUCGUCAUCAAAGUCGCCGCGGUUGCAUCUCUCAGAGUCGAGCUCGAGUCUCGCGCAUCACCGACAACGCAGCAGAAGAAACAGCAUUGCCAGCUUUGCUAGUGUCGAUCAGCCUAAUACAGCAAGGACGCUAGUAUCUUACGGAGUACACCAUCGCAAUGACUCCCUUGCCAGUCUUUUAGGAGCUGGUGCACAAGGGCCUGCCAGGGACUUUGAAGGCAUUGGAGGUUGGAGAGACGAAGACGAUGAUCCAGAGCGCGAAGCGCUGUGGAUUGGCAUGAAUAAACGCCUCGAGCUGCCUGCUGCCCAGCCGGUCAGAUGGCAUCGACGCUCUGGCACCGGUAGUAGCACUGCUAGCUUUGUUGGCGGGAGCAACAACGCUAUACAAGGCUGGCUUGGCCCCAGUGAUGGCCAAAAGAGAUGGUCGCACGGGUCGGGCGCAUGGUCGCCGGAACUGUUGCGUAUGAGCCCGGUACAGUCCCGAGCACGAACGCCAUCGGUCACUGAGCGUGUAGUGUUUUCUGGCCAAGAUGAAGACGGUUACUUCGCUCUCCAAAUGCCUAAAGUGGCAAACAGCACUGGGGAAGUUCUCGUGCUCAAGAGCUCGGGCAAGGAGGGCAGAAGAAAGAGCGUUGGGAUGGAAGCAAAGGAGCCGAAGCGCGAGAAAUGUAAAACUAGUAGCGUGGACAGCAUAUCGAGCAUGGGUAGCAGGGUUACGGUUCGAAAGACAGGAUAUUAACGUUGUCAUGAUAUAACGGGUAACGGAUGACGAAAGAACAUCUAAUUUUGAAACAAUCUGGUCCAUGCUGGUUGUGAAACUGGCGUUUUGAUCGCCUCAUCAUCGGCCUUUUGC